Messenger RNA from Toxotes jaculatrix (banded archerfish), 1832 nucleotides. RefSeq names its product hydroxysteroid (20-beta) dehydrogenase 2 (gene hsd20b2). Lineage: Eukaryota; Metazoa; Chordata; Actinopteri; Toxotidae. The transcript is spliced from 11 exons. Gene Ontology annotation, cellular component: endoplasmic reticulum. The record is from RefSeq and is a predicted model, not a curated record. Gene Ontology annotation, molecular function: oxidoreductase activity. The coding region runs from base 114 to 1088 and encodes 324 amino acids.
UACAUAAAAAUAGUUGUCAUUUCCUAUAACAUAACAUUAGGAAAAACCACCUUUUUAAGCUUUGCACAUUGUGCUACAAGGGAUUCCUGUACAGUCGGUAGCUCUUCUGUAAAAUGUCAUUCACUGACGUACUGACCAUCAUUGGGGGAUUUACGAUUGUUUUUCACCUGCUGAAACUGGCCUGGAAAUGUUGGUGUGGUCUCAGAGAGUUUGUGCUGUCAGAGUUUUGGCAAGUGGAUUUAAGGACACAUGGGCAAUGGGCAGUUGUCACUGGUGCCACGUCUGGCAUUGGUAAAGCUUAUGCCAGUGAGCUGGCACAAAGAGGCCUGGAUGUUGUUUUGGUAAGCAGAUCUGAUGAUAAGCUUCAAACGGUUGCCAAGGAGAUAGAGGAUCAGUAUGGACGAAAAACUUGCACCAUCCAAGUGGACUUCACAGAAGGCCACAGUAUCUACCCUGCUAUAGCUGAGAAACUACAAGGCCUGGAGAUUGGAAUUCUGGUAAACAAUGUAGGAAUGACCUAUUCUGAUCACUUUGCCCAUUUCCUGGAAAUACCAGAUGCUGAGCAGAAAAUCACUCAGGUUGUCAACUGUAACAUGCUGUCUGUCCCUCAGAUGACCAGACUGGUUCUUCCAGGCAUGAUUGAAAGAGGGACAGGCCUAAUCAUCAACAUCUCCUCUGAAGUGGGUGUCCGUCCACAGCCUUUGUUGUCCCUUUAUUCUGCCACCAAGAUUUUUGUAACGUAUUUCUCUCAGUGUCUGCAUGCUGAGUACAAGUCAAAGGGAAUUACUGUUCAGUGUGUGGCCCCCUUCAUGGUCUCCACCAACAUGACAAAGAACAUGAGAGUCAACUGCUUUGUGAAAAGUGCUUCAGGGUUCGUGCGAGAAGCCUUGAACACUGUGGGUCACUCCAGCUACACCAGCGGAUGUCUGUCUCAUGCACUGCAGAACAUGGCUAUCACAUUACUCAUGCCAGACUGGCUCCGUUUGUCAUCAUUCCUCAUCAGAAAGCUUCACAACCUCGCAAAGACAAGUGAAUGUAAAAGAAGAGGGAAUGAGGGAAAGGAGAAACUCAGAGAAAAGGAAGAGUAAUCAUCUGCCAAGUUCUCACGUGAAUGUUGGUUUCUGCAGCUGAAUAUGUGCAUUAGAAAAGGCUCUCUUGACUGUAGGCCCACUGCAGAUACCUAAAAAGGGUGGAAAAUCAUGGUAUGGUUACUUUGAUACAUACAUAUCAUUACUAUUAUAUUUUGUACAUGUAUUUAUUCUUAAUUAUUGCAUUAAGUUUUGAAUUAUCUAUGGAGCAAACAUGUUCAACAGCCUUAUUCACUGGAACCUUUAAGUGUCACUGAGUCACAAUAGCUGCAGGGAAACACAACAGAGUUUCUCUCUCCAUUGUUCCUAUUGCUAUUUACAGUAUAUACUGUUAGACUUACACAGAUAUACAGACACAAUUGGUUUGUAUUGCAGUUAAGCGACCUUUUAAAUACAUAUAGUCCGUUGCAAUUUUACAAUAUUGCAGUUACAAAGAUAACAAUACACAGCACAUUUGGCAUGUUUACUCCUAUGUACAUCUACAGCAAAGACCAUUAGUAAACAAGAGUCAGUCAUUUCUGAGGUUUCUCGUUGACCAUUAAUCACAACUCAAGAUGGAGUUUGACAAAAUGGCCAAGUCAAGACAUGCAAAGUGCUUUAUCAGCGACUUCCUAUUUAUUGUGUUAAAGGUCCACACAGUGUUGAACGCUAUCAAACGAAACAUGACAAGAGUGCAGUAACAUUUUAUUGUGUAUUUUGUGAUUAUGGUUAAUUAAUUGCUGAGUAAAAAAUGUGAGAACUUGC